AUGGCCCUCACACCAAGGCGACUCGCUACAGAGCUCGGCCUCCUGACAAUCGCCGGCGCCCCUCGCGACGUGCCCCUCAUAUACCUCACACGCUUCUUCCGAAUGGCCGCCUACGGCUCUGUCUCACUCAUCCUGGCGCUCUUCUUCGCAUCCCUCGAGAUCUCUGAGACUCGCAUCGGCCUCUUCAUGACACUCACCUUGCUCGGCGACGUGGUGCUGUCGCUCGGUCUGACCCUCAUCGCGGACGCCGCCGGGCGCCGCCGGAUCCUCCUCCUCGGCUGUGCCGGCAUGGUCCUCGCCGGCGCGGCAUUCGCUGCCUCCAGCAACUACUGGCUGCUCCUGCUUGCCGCCGUGAUAGGUGUCAUCUCCGUCUCGGGAAACGAGAUCGGGCCGUUUCGCGCCGUCGAGGAGAGCGUUCUCGCGGGGCUGGUCGGGGAGGAGGGGCGGAGUGAUGUCUUUGCGUGGUAUGUCGUCGUCGGCACCCUGGGCAGCGCGGCGGGUACCGCUGGGGCGGGGCGGCUUGUGGAAGGGCUGAAGGGUCGGGGCUGGACGGAGCUUGAGGCCUUCCGCGCGGUGUUCUGCUUGUAUGGGGCAGUGGGAGUGGUCAAGGGGGUCAUCACGUCGCUUCUGAGCCCUAGAUGUGAGGUCGAUAGUGGCACAAACGCAUACCAACCGGUGGGGGCGAAGCAGAGCCGGCCUACUGUGGCUACCGAUGAAGCUGAAGAUGAUGGUGAUGAGGGACCGGCACAGUCGAGUGUGGAAGAACGACCUGCGCCUCGGCCAAAGCCGAAGAUGAGCUUCGCACAACUGUCAAGCAAAACACGAUGGACGCUCUUGCGACUAUGCGCUCUCUUUGCGGUCGACUCACUGGCUUCCGGCAUGGCAGCAAAUUCUCUCGUCAACUUCUACAUGGACCGCAAGUUCCAUAUGCCGAAGAGCACGCUAGGAGAAAUCAUGUCGGUGGUCUGGGUCAUGGCCAGCAUUGGCAACGUGUUUGCAUCUGCCAUCUCGAAGCGCAUCGGGUUGGUCAAGACCAUGGUGUUCACCCACCUCCCCUCUGCCAUCUUUCUGGCGCUAUUUCCUGCGCCGAGUGUUGUCUGGCUCACCGUGGUCCUCCUCGUCGCGAGGGGGACCUUGGCCAGCAUGGACCAAGCACCGCGAUCGGCAUUCCUGAGCAAGGUAGUUGCAGCAGAGGAGAGGACGGCUGUGAUGGGUAUUGUGAAUGUGGUCAAGACGCUGAGUCAGAGUGGUGGUCCUACUUUCACGGGCAUAUUGGCAGGAUCAGAUCGAUUCUGGAUUGCGUUUGUGGUGGCGGGGUCGAUGAAAGCAUCUUAUGACCUGGGCUUGUUGACUUUCUUCCUCAAGGUGGAGAAGCAGGCUCAGGUAGGAAAUCAGGAGGAGAGAGACUUGCACGUGGAAGAGCAUCAGUUUGAGGAGCUCGAUGAUGCGUUCGAACUGGACAGCAACGACGGGGAAUCUGCAGGAGACAGCACGCCGAUGAAGGAAAGGUCAUUUAGCUGA
Diaporthe batatas is the source of this 1521-nucleotide messenger RNA. RefSeq lists its product as uncharacterized. The transcript has a single exon. Gene Ontology annotation, cellular component: fungal-type vacuole membrane. Gene Ontology annotation, molecular function: transmembrane transporter activity. Bases 1 to 1521 code for a protein of 506 amino acids. Gene Ontology annotation, biological process: transmembrane transport. Lineage: Eukaryota; Fungi; Ascomycota; Sordariomycetes; Diaporthales; Diaporthaceae. The record is from RefSeq and is a predicted model, not a curated record.